AUGACAUCGCCCUCCAGCCCUUCUGCUUUCAGGCUUGAAACAUCAGAUGGAGGCCAGGAAGAUGGCACCAAGGAAGACAAAGGAAAUCUGGGCCAUGGGGAUGGGCCACCUCCAAUGGAGUCACCAUUCCAGGGCGAGGACCGGAACUUCUCCCCUCAGAUCAAAGUGAACCUUAAUUUCCGAAAGGGAAUAGGUGCCAGCCAGCCAGACCCAGACCGCUUUGAUCGCGACCGGCUCUUCAGUGUGGUCUCCCGAGGAGUCCCGGAGGAGCUGACCGGGUUGCCAGAGUACCUGCGCCGGACUAGCAAGUACCUCACAGACUCAGAAUACACAGAGGGCUCCACAGGGAAGACAUGUCUCAUGAAGGCUGUGCUAAACCUUCGGGAGGGCACCAAUACCUGCAUCCUGCCUCUGCUGCAGAUUGACCGGGACUCUGGCAAUCCAUGGCCCCUGGUCAACGCCCAGUGCACAGAUGAGUACUACCGAGGUCAUAGUGCCCUGCACAUUGCCAUUGAGAAGAGGAGCCUGCUGUGCGUGAAGCUCCUUGUGGAGAAUGGGGCAGAUGUGCAUGCCCGGGCCUGUGGCCACUUCUUCCAGAAGAGGAGCCAAGGGGCUUGUUUCUAUUUUGGUGAGCUGCCCCUUUCUCUGGCUGCGUGCACCAAACAAUGGGAUGUAGUGACCUACCUCCUGGAGAACCCUCACCAGCCGGCCAGCCUGCAGGCUGCUGACUCCCUGGGCAACACAGUGCUGCAUGCCCUGGUGAUGAUUGCUGACAAUUCAGAUGAGAACAGUGCACUGGUGAUCCGCAUGUAUGACGCGCUCCUGCAAGCUGGUGCCCGCCUCUGCCCCUCCGUACAACUUGAGGACAUCACCAACCUGCAGGGCCUCACACCCCUGAAGUUGGCUGCCAAGGAGGGCAAAAUUGAGAUUUUCAGACACAUUCUGCAGCGAGAGUUCUCAGGGCAGUGCCAGCCCCUUUCUCGAAAGUUCACUGAGUGGUGCUACGGGCCUGUUCGGGUGUCCCUGUACGACCUGGCUUCUGUGGACAGCUGGGAGGAGAACUCAGUACUGGAGAUCAUCGCCUUUCACUGCAGAAGCCCGCACCGACACCGAAUGGUGGUUUUGGAGCCGCUGAACAAACUGCUACAGGCAAAAUGGGAGCUCCUCACCUUCAAGUUCUACUUCAACUUCCUAUGUUACCUGGUCUACAUGAUCAUCUUCACCGCUGUUGCCUACCACCAACCUACCCUGGAGAAGGCCUUCCUCCCCCUGAAAGCGACAGGUGGAAACUCCAUGCUGCUGCUGGGCCACAUCCUGAUUCUGCUUGGGGGGCUGUACCUCCUCUUAGGUCAGCUGUGGUACUUUUGGCGGCGCCGUCUGUUCAUCUGGAUCUCGUUUAUGGACAGCUACUUCGAGAUCCUCUUCCUACUCCAGGCCCUGCUCACAGUGCUGUCCCAGGUGCUGUGUCUACUGGCCAUAGAGUGGUAUCUGCCCCUUCUUGUGUCCUCUCUGGUGCUGGGCUGGCUGGACCUACUCUACUAUACACGUGGCUUCCAGCACACAGGCAUCUACAGCGUCAUGAUCCAGAAGGUCAUCCUGAGGGACCUGCUCCGCUUUCUUCUGGUCUACUUUGUCUUCCUUUUUGGCUUCGCUGUAGCCCUGGUGAGCCUGAGCAGGGAGACCCAGGGCUCCGAGGCCCCCACAGGCCUCAAUGCUACAGAUGCAGUGCAUCACAAGGUAGGACAGGACACAGAGGAUAAUGUGACCCCAUAUAGGGGCAUCCUGGACGCCUCCUUGGAACUCUUCAAAUUCACCAUCGGCAUGGGCGAGCUGUCCUUCCAGGAGCAGCUGCGUUUCCGUGGGGUGGUGCUGCUGCUGCUGCUGGCCUAUGUGCUGCUCACCUAUGUCCUACUGCUCAACAUGCUCAUUGCUCUCAUGAGUGAGACUGUCAACAGCGUUGCCACCGACAGCUGGAGUAUCUGGAAGCUUCAGAAAGCCAUCUCUGUCCUAGAGAUGGAGAAUGGCUACUGGUGGUGCCGGCAGAAGAAGAAGCGGGCAGGGGUGAUGCUGACGGUGGGCACCAAGCCGGAUGGUAGCCCUGAUGAGCGCUGGUGCUUCAGGGUGGAGGAAGUGAACUGGGCUGCCUGGGAGCAGAUGCUGCCCACAUUGUAUGAAGAGCCAGCAGGAGCCCAAGUCCCCGGCACCACAAAGAACCCCACUGUGGCCCCCCCAAGUGACGAGGACUGUGCCUCAGAGGAAGACCAUCUGCCCCUCCAGCAACUGGGGCCCCACUGA
Messenger RNA from Orycteropus afer afer, 2295 nucleotides. NCBI's taxonomy places the organism in Eukaryota, Metazoa, Chordata, Mammalia, Tubulidentata, Orycteropodidae. The record is from RefSeq and is a predicted model, not a curated record.